UUAUCAGUUCAUCUAUAGGUCUUGGCUUUUGAUCCAGUCCUUGGUCAAAGGUGUAGAGUCACGGAACUGACGCCUCAUCGGUCCAAGAUCCCUCUUUUGGAGCAUUUUCUGUGGCCUUCGGCACGCAACCCAUCGGUUGAAAUGAUCUGUUCUCUUGCUCUGUCGGUUGAAAAGGUUUGAUUUAUUGAUCCGUUGACAUGUUGCAAAACUAUUGCUGCAUUGGUAGUUUGGACUUUGGAGCGGGAUGUAUAGGUUGGCAGAUCGCUCCAGGCUCUUCCGCUCAUGUAUAGCUGGAGCUACGAAUAAGUCAUCUUGGUUCUGACUUCUGAAAUGGCGUGUUCAACGACUUCCAUUCUGCAGGAACCAAUGAGCUGGAGAUCGAAGUAGGCUGCUAUGCUGAACAGAACAAUGCAUGUGUUGCGAGCUACAGGAAAGCCGGAAGCGAUGUGACCAGCUACCGUGAAGCUGCCAUGACGAUUUUAAUUAACAUAUAGAAUGUGGCGAUAGAAUUAGCCACACAUGGCCGUCAGUAGUGUCGUGAACGAGUCAAACCUGCCAUCAUGAUUCUUAUAGCCUGCGUUCAGAUCCUUAAAACGGCCGCCACAGCUACAGCUUGUUCGCGGCACAGCAUUUGGCAACUCAAUACCCAGCUCUCAUCAGGAGCUCAACAAAGUCUGUUAGGAUGCUGAGAGCAACGCACCUCGCUUUCAGGAGGGACAAGGGUACGGCUGCGGGAGCCGCCUUGCGUGGCGUCGUCGGUGGCUUCUCGACGGCGUCAGACUCCCAGUCCCAAAGGCUAGCCGGCAAGGUCGCCGUCAUCACCGGCGCGGCCAGCGGCAUCGGCAGGGCGACGGCCGCCGAGUUCGUCCGGAACGGCGCCAAGGUCAUCCUCGCGGACGUGCAGGACGGCGCCGGCCGCGCCGUGGCCGCCGAGCUCGGCCCGGCCGCGGAAUACGCCCGCUGCGACGUCACGGACGAGGCCCAGAUCGCCGCGGCGGUGGACCUCGCCGUGGCGCGCCACGGCCGCCUGGACGUGCUGUACAGCAACGCGGGCGCGCCGGGCGCCUCGGCGCCGGCGCCGCUGCCGUCGCUCGACCUCGCCGACUUCGACCGCGUCAUGGCGGUCAACGCGCGGUCCGCGGUGGCGUGUCUCAAGCACGCCGCGCGCGUCAUGGUGCCCCGCGGCGCCGGCUGCGUCCUGUACACGGGGAGCACUACGGGCAUGCUCGGCGGCCUCGCCGCGCUGCCCUACAGCCUGUCCAAGGCCACGGUCAUCUCCGUGGUGCGGGCCGCCGCGGACGAGCUGGCGCGGUCGGGGGUGCGCGUCAACGCCAUCUCGCCGCACGCCAUCGCCACGCCGCUGCUGCUCCGCUCCCUCGCCAGGCUGCACCCAGGCGUCCCCGACGAGCAGCUGAAGCGCCUGGUGGAGACUGGCAUGAGCGACCUCCGUGGUGCGGUGCUGCAGGUCCAGGACGUCGCAAGGGCGGCCGUCUACCUGGCCUCCGACGAGGCCAAGUUCGUCACCGGGCAUAAUCUCGUGGUUGACGGUGGGUUCACGGCCAGCAAGCGGAUCGGCACGCCGGAGGCAAGCUCAACCGCUAGCUGACCAUUCUCCUGGACAGGUCCUGCGAAUAAUUAUAAAUCAAUGUACUUGGUUGUUGGUUGAUCGUGAGUUGUGAGUUGUGACCGGAUUGAUAUGAAACCUAGCAUUCUAAAGUAUCAACCAGCGUUACAUUAUCAGUGAUGCCGUUGCAAAUAACUCACCCACCAAUUUCAUUAACU
This is a messenger RNA of Zea mays, 1782 nucleotides long. Its product is annotated as NAD(P)-binding Rossmann-fold superfamily protein. Bases 683 to 1606 code for a protein of 307 amino acids. The transcript is spliced from 2 exons. The record is from RefSeq and is a predicted model, not a curated record. NCBI's taxonomy places the organism in Eukaryota, Viridiplantae, Streptophyta, Magnoliopsida, Poales, Poaceae.